GUCGAUUUCUAAGUUCCUUUCCCUUUAGCCUGCAUUCCUCACUUGCAUUUGCGCAAGUUUUGAGAUCAAACAGAGUAGGUAUCUGAUCUAAGACUAGAGUAUCUCUCCUGGCAGGUCUGAGGACGACUCUUCGAGCGCCCCGCCUGAAGGAGCAUUUCAAUCAGGCAUGCCUCAGGUUUUCUCGUCAGGAGCCGCAGAUCCUGCUUCCUUUUGAGACAGGAGGACGUGCCCAGGUCAAAGCAGAGCAAACCCAAAUGAGGCGGGCAAGCACGCUCUUUCACCAGCUCAGAAACUUGGGCAAGGAGACCUGCAGUGAAACCCCGCUGGGAGCAACCGUUACCGGUUGUGGCCAUGGUUACCGCACUGUCAUACAGGGGCUGCAUAACCAUGUAGAAACAAAUGCCGCAGCUGCUGGAUCAAGCUGCGGUGAUUGGUUGGCUCCUCCCAAUCCUCACGAGUGCGUGGACUCUGAAGCUGAUGUAAGGCCCCGUUUGUUGGGGCGGGACUCCGAUUGCAAUGCCGACACGCCUAGUCCCUUUUGGCCAAGUGGCGCCAUUGCCGAAAGCAGUCCCCACCUGCACCACUCACCCAUCGGUCCUCUUCCGACCUCAGAAACACCACUCAGCAGCAGUUGGUCCCCUGCCCGCCCCUCAGCCAAACUUCCAGGGGCACCUCUGAAGCUACCACUACAGCAGAGUGUGUUUGGCUUUCAGCAGUCGUUACCUGUCCGGAAGCAGUGGGAUCACAAGCGACACCAUAGCUGGUGCAGUCAUGAUGGCAGGGGCUAUAGCAGCAGAGCAGUCGACAUGGUCCAGCGGGAACAUGAUGACAAUGACACGAUCACGGUCAGCUCCACCGAGCACGAGAAGCGGUGCGGCAUGUGCCUGAAAGUGCGCCGCCUGCGCGAGUUUCAGCCCCAGCGCUCGAGUCCCGACGGUGUCCAUUACUGGUGCCGCGGGUGCGCUGCACAGCUCUCCCGCGCGCGGCGAGGCCUUGCGGCGGGCGUCGUCGCAGGCCAGGCCCACUGCCCUUGCUGCGGCGAGGUCAAAGACAGGGCCCUCUUUGGGCUGGAAUCGCGGCAACGCUCCGGCCUGCAGAAGAUCUGCCGAGCGUGCGUCGCUGAAGAUUACCAAACGCGGCCGAACGUGACGGGGCGGUCGGAGAGGAAAUGGCCGGUGUGGGCGCAGGAGCGCCGACCGAUGGUCAUCACGCUGCGGCGGAAAGAGGGGCUUUGGGUGCCGACCGAAAAAGUGUGUCUGACGUGCGGGGAAUUGAAAAGUGCGGGGGAGUAUUUUUCGGAUCCGACGAAGAUGGACGGCUUGAGGCAGUACUGCAAACCGUGCUGGUGCAGGAAACACUCGGUUCACCCGUCGAGACGAGUCAAGCGUCCCAAGCACCCGGAGGCACCGGUUAUCCCGAGUGUGAUGAUGGACGAGGUCCGGGCUGCCUUCCGGUGGCUUGUCGGAGACGAACAAAAGAUGCCCGAUGCGGCGCGAAGAGAGACGGAACGUCAGAAGAGUCUGCAAAGUACUUCUAGGGGGGCCGAAUAGAUUGUUCAAGUCGAGGGUUCUGGUUUGGAUGGGCUGAGACGGAGACCGUUGUAUUAACGUGCAAUAAGAGAUCAUUUGCACAAUCUCGAAGGGGAUAAAGUAGUCGCGGAAGUCUAGUUAAGAGUGAUGACUGACCGAAAGUGUAAAGUAGAUUUACGGUGUGCCGGCCCGUGGGCCCGUACUGAGAUGACGGUAGCAAGGUAGAUCUAGACAUGAUGCAAAAAUUAGAUGUUAGCUAGCACGGCCGCCACGGAAAACAAGCAGGCCCGGAGCUAGCAGGCAACUCGGAGUUACUCGCUCUUAAUGAUUCGAGCCGCCGGACCAUACAUGUAAACAAUGCCAACCAUUGUGGCUUGGCAGCCUCCGCUGGCCCAGCUUAAAUCAUUCCUGAUGAGCCG
Molecule: messenger RNA, 1948 nt
Organism: Klebsormidium nitens
Lineage: Eukaryota; Viridiplantae; Streptophyta; Klebsormidiophyceae; Klebsormidiales; Klebsormidiaceae
Source: the annotation of a GenBank genome assembly